UCUAUUGUUGACAUGCUAUCCAAACACUUUCAAAGCUCUCUUAGAAAUAUGCGAAAGUUGCAGGAAUUCGACGAAGGAAAUGGACAGAAUUUGGCAGACUCCAUGUGCCCUGUGCGCAGGGAAAGCUGUGCCGGUCUCAGUUGAUCUGCUCGAGGAAGACCUUGCGCUCUCCGACUCGGACAGCGAUUCCGAUGAUGACCUCACUGAUGAUGUCAGUAUCUGGUCGCACGAGUCGGUCGUUGCCUCGUUCCUGGCAGUUACAUCCGGUUACAGCUCUGAUUCAGAGAGUGACUCAGAGGACACGGUUGUGGCAAGACGCAAGUCGGCUACAUUGCCACGCCGACUAGAAAGUAAGGAAAUCGUGUCCGAUGAUGAACUCUCUGAUGACGAAGGUUGUGAUUUUACGGACAAACGCCGCCGGCGAAGGCGACGAUACAACCGCCUGGAAAAGGAACGUACAGACUUCACACAGUCCAGCAGUAAGGGAUCGCUAAGUCCUGAGUCCGGUUCUUCUGAGGAGAAUUCCAGCUCGAGUGAGAGCGAGUCAAGUGACUCGUCAAGCUCUGAUUCGGACAGUGACGAUUUGACGUCCGGGUCAUCUAGCGAAUCGGACUCGGACAGUGACGAAUCGUCAUCCGGGUCAUCUAGCGACUCGGAUUCUAGAAGCUGCAGUUCUAGCUCAUCGUCUAGCAGCUCUUCAGACGACAGUGAUUUUGGCAUAGACGGCGAUGAUGCGCGGGAAAUCGACCUCAAGUUCGAUAGAAAUCCUUGCCCUGCGACUUGCGUGUGUCUGUCUGGCAGUAAUAUGUUUCAGAUUCCGACCGCACGCAGACGCCGAACGGAACAGUCGCUGUACAACGAGGUUCUAAAUCGACAGCUGCUGAAGUCAUAUAAUGCAGCUCGAGAAAUCGACCUCCAGUUUGAAGAAAACCCUUGCCCGAAGACCUGCGUAUGUCGGUCUAGCAGAAACAUGCUACAGGUUAGACGAGCCCACAGGCGCGAAACGGAGCCUCCGCUGUACCAGAUGGUUCUGUCUCGAAGGCUGCUAAGGCCCUCGAACCGAAUUGUUCACGACUGCUGCAAGUACCGGUGUAGCAGGAGUUGGCAGCGCCCUGGCAGACCUGAUCUAGAUUAGUUUAAUAAUAGUAGAAAGUGUCGGGUAAUCUUUGAUUUGUAGAUACUAGAUAGUUACGGGUAAUCUUUGAUUUGUAGAGGCGUCGUGUAGGCCGGAUCUCAUAUAUAAAUUGACUCAAAACUUUAUAUGUUUUAUGAUGUUAAUAUGCAGUUUAGGUUUCUAUGCGCCUGUACAGGCCGGUUAGAGAUUAUAUUAAUUCUUAUAUGUGUCUAUAGUCGUAACAUUAUAUUUAGGUAACUCUGAUGAAAAUUAACGUCGUGCGAAAGGAUCUAGAUAAGUCAAAUAAUUGCCUAACUUUGUUUGAAGAUAUCUAGGUAAAGCUGUGUAAAUACAAAUUCGCCGGUACAGACUUAAAACUAUAUUAGGACAAUAGGUUAGUCGGACGGACAGGUAUUUCAAUAGUUGCAUGUAUCGCAAAAUUGUGUAAGUAAUUCUCUGUGCUAUGUAGAUAUCCGCAAUGGCUUGAUCUUGUAUACGUUGAGUGACAGUUUAUUUUUCCUUUGAUAUCUAGUCAUCUUUGACUAAGUAAAGGUUACAUGUUAGAAGAUGCACACAUGGUAAGCAUGAGCCUUAUUUACGUAAACAAAUCCACUGCUGUUUCUUGACAAAUGAUAUCACAAACACUUUAACUAUUUCUUUUAUAUUUUCAGAGUCGAAAAUCCGCGCAAUCAUCCAUUCUUGACAUAACUGUUUUCACUUCUUACUUCCACUCAUUUCCACUUUCUCUCUUCUACUUUCAGUUUUUCCUUGGGUUUCUCUACAGGACCCGCCAUUACUUCGAAAGAAGUAUCUUGAAUUUGUCAAACUGCGCCGCAGGUCGGCGUGCUCUAUGCGAAUAUGUUGUAGAGGUUAAUUGACGAGUCCGAUGUGAGAUGUUGUAGAGGUUAAUUGGCGAGUCCGAUGUGAGAUGUUGUAGAGGUUAAUUGACGAGUCCGAUGUGAGUAUGUUGUAGAGGUUAAUUGACGAGUCCGAUGUGAGUAUGCUGUAGAGGUUAUUUGGCGAGUCCAAUGUGAGUAUGUUGAAGAGGUUAAUUGGCGAGUCCGGUGUGAGUAUGUUGUAGAGGUUAAUUGCCGAGUCCAAUGUGAGAUGUUGUAGAGGUUAAUUGGCGAGUCCGAUGUGAGUAUGUUGUAGAGGUUAAUUGGCGAGUCCAAUGUGAGUAUGUUGUAGAGGUUAAUUCGCGAGUACGAUGUGAAUAUGUUGUAGAGGGCACUUGGCGAGUCCAAUGUGAGUAUGCCAUGUGAACAUGUUGUAGAGGUUAAUAGGCGAGUCCGGUGUGAGUAUGUUGUAGAGGUUAAUUGGCGAGUACGAUGUGAAUAUGUUGUAGAGGUUACUUCGCGAGUCCAAUGUGAGUAUCUCAUGUGAACAUGUUGUAGAGGUUAAUAGGCGAGUCCGGUGUGUGUAUGUUAUAGAGGUUUAUUGACGAGUCCAAUGUGAGUAUGUUGUAGAUGUUAAUUGGCGAGUCCAAUGUGAGUAUGUUGUAGUGGUAAAUUGACGCGUCCAAUGUGAGUAAGUUGUAGAGGUUAAUUGACGAGUCCGAUGUGAGUAUGUUGUAGAGGUUAAUUGGCGAGUCCAAUGUGAGUAUGUUGUAGAGGUUAAUUGGCGAGUCCAAUGUGAGUAUGUUGUAGAGGUUAAUUGGCGAGUCCGAUGUGAGUAUGUUGUAUAGGACUAAUUGGCGAGUCCAAUGUGAGUAUGUUGUAGCGGUUAAUUGGCGAGUCCGAUGUGAGUAUGUUGUAGUGGUUAAUAGGCGAGUACGCUGCGAGUAUGUUGUAGAGGUUAAUUUGCGAGUCCAAUGUGAGUAUGUUGUAGAGGUUAAUCGGAGAGUCCAAUGUGAGUACGUUGUAGAGGUUGAUUGAGGAGUCCAAUGUGAGUAUGUUGUAGAGGUUAAUUGGAGAGUCCAAUGUGAGUAUGUUGUAAAGGUUAAUUGACGAGUCCGAUGUGAGUAUGCUGUAGAGGUUAAUUGGCGAGUCCAAUGUGAGUAUGAUGAAGAGGUUAAUUGGCGAGUGCGAUAUGAGUAUGUUGUAGAGGUUAAUUGGCGAGUCCAAUGUGAGUAUAUUGUAGAGGUUACUUGGCGAGUCCAAAAGGAGUGUGUUGUAGAGGUUAAUUGGCGAGUCCAAUGUAAGUAUGUUGCAGAGGUUAAUUGGCGAGUCCAGUGUGAGUAUGUUGUAGAGGUUAAUUGACGAGUCCGAUGUGAGUAUGUUGAAGAGGUUAAUUGGCGAGUCCAAUGUGAGUAUGUUGUAGAGGUUAAUUGGCGAGUCCAAUGUGAGUAUGUUGUAGAGGUUAAUUGGCGAGUCCAAUGUGAGUAUGUUGUAGAGGUUAUUUGGCAAGUCCAAUGUGAGUAUGUUGUAGAGGUUAUUGGCGAGUUCAAUGUGAGUAUGUUGUAGAGGUUAAUUGGCGAGUCCAAUGUGAGUAUGUUGUAGAGGUAUAUUGGCGAGUACGAUGUGAGUAUGGCAGCUGUGCACGAGAACAAAUGGUUCAAAGUAUUGUACACAACGUUGUUAAAUAAUUUUUGUGUAAGAUGUCUUUAUAAUUGUGUUGUUAGUUAUUACGGAUUUAAACCUGCUUAUUAUUUAGUUUUGAUUUUGUGUUCGGUGUGUAUGUUAAUUGCAAUUUCAUAAACAUGAUGUAUCGUCGUUGACCAGGCAUGGACAAACGGCUUGAAGAAUAUGGCUGGAGUACCACACAUUGAAGAAUAAGACUUGAGACUCAAGACUUUAAAGUCUACAACUUGAAGCCCUCAACUUGUCGGGUACUGAACUUCAUUUUCAAAAAUAUAUAACAUCGUGUAAAACAGUUCGCAAAUAAUGAACUACCACGACAAAUACGACAACUAGUAAAUCCACUAGGCAAACUGUAUAAAUUGUAACACACUAUUUUAAGGUCCAUUAUAGGUAUUUAUAUAAUAAGUCGUGUUAAGUCAUAAUUGUUUCAGCAUAUUUUAAUAAUUACUUGCAUCAUGUAACAUCAAGUAAUAUUGAAGUCGUAAUUUUGCGUAAAAUUCUUGUUUUGUAACGUUUUCGAAUGUUGGGUUUUCACGAAGUAACUAAGGAGUAAGAGAUACAAUCUUGUUAGAAUACUUAUAUUUGUAUGACUUUGGUACUCGCGUGUUUUUAAUAUAUUUUGCAGUCAAACCCGUGCGUUGCUGCCGUGUCAUUCCAGUGGUGUCUCGACAUUUCAUCAAACAACAAGAAUGCGACAGAACAAAGGGAAUUCUAUAACUAUGUGCUAUUAAAAGACAGUGUAAUAGGCAAACAUCAAAUGUAUAUGUGAAUUAUUCUUAUAUUCUUUAUGUCAUAAAGCAGUUUAUUAUUUAGACCGUAAGGAAUCAUAGUUUUUAAUUUAUGUAUCCAAAAUGUUUCUUUGCAUAAACGGUCUUUGUGCUCAAAUUUUCAUAAAACAAUUGAAAGAUUUUGUCAAUGGUGUUCACAUAUUUAUAUUCGAACUGUUAUUGUUAUCGUUGAUGUUUGCUUACAGUUUCUGCUUAACGAUUGUCAGUAGCAUAUAUUAAAUUAUAUGUUUGUUCCGACCGUAUACUUUAAUAAGAAUAAUGCUAAAAUCCUAUUAACUGUUGCUUGAUGUUUUGACAGUUAAUAAUGAAGUCAUUCUUAUCGUCAAUAAUCAGCCUUUGCAAACAACUUUUUUUUCAAGUCAAUUUGGUAUACUUAAGCGAAAAAAUUCAUUCGCUUUAUGUAAUUUUACUUUGUUUGUAUUGUUCGAUGACAAUUGGUCGAUAAACGAAGUAAAAUUAACAAAAUA
Molecule: messenger RNA, 4888 nt
Organism: Dreissena polymorpha
Lineage: Eukaryota; Metazoa; Mollusca; Bivalvia; Myida; Dreissenidae
Product: clumping factor A-like
Exons: 8
Coding region: 80-1135 (351 amino acids)
Source: RefSeq, a predicted model, not a curated record